ACAAUUUCAUUUAACAAUGAGUGAGGAGCCAGAAAAUACUGAGACAAAGAACAAGUUAGACGGUUCGUCCAAGAUGAAUCCUUCAAAAGUGGACCAUAGUUCUAAAACUAACGUUCAUAAAGUUACCAAGACAAUUGUGUCAUCGCCACAUAUUUAUAAGCCCGUUGGACCCUACAGUCAAGCUAUUCUUGCGGAUAAGACACUGUACGUGUCUGGGGUACUGGGCAUGGACCCGCAGUCUCAGCUAGUAAGUGGCGGCGCCGAAGGACAAACGCGACAGGCUCUUAGCAAUCUGAAGCAUGUUCUAGAAGCAGGCGGCGCGUCUCUAGAGUCUGUCGUUAAAACUACAAUACUUUUAGCACGAAUGGAAGAUUUCCAGGCGGUGAACCAAGUUUAUGCAGAAUUUUUCCCAAAAGACUUUCCGGCCCGUGCUACAUAUCAGGUAGGCAAGUUGCCUUUGGACGCGGCUGUGGAAAUAGAAGCUAUUGCACUUAGUGGCGAUCUGGUCGUCGCUGAAGCCGGACCCUGCCCCUGUGCACGCACUUAGGAAUACGUGACCACCGUAAAUUAAUCUCGUCGCUUAGUUGCCUAUUGUCGAGCGAUAUGCAAACGUAAUUAAGGCACACACCUAGGUAGUUUUAGGUAUCUAUGAUUGUUAUUUUUCUGUUAAAUACUAAGAUGUUUAAAUAUUAAUUAUGCUAUGAUUAACAUAUUUGUUUGUAUGUGGUUCUGAAAAACGAAGUUGUAUUAAAAUAUUGUUAAUUAAAAUAUCAUCUUGAUUA
This is a messenger RNA of Helicoverpa armigera (cotton bollworm), 782 nucleotides long. RefSeq names its product 2-iminobutanoate/2-iminopropanoate deaminase-like. The transcript is spliced from 3 exons. The record is from RefSeq and is a predicted model, not a curated record. Lineage: Eukaryota; Metazoa; Arthropoda; Insecta; Lepidoptera; Noctuidae. Gene Ontology annotation, molecular function: deaminase activity. Bases 17 to 547 code for a protein of 176 amino acids. Gene Ontology annotation, cellular component: cytosol; mitochondrion.